AUGCGUCUUCUCGUUUUUGCGACUUUAUUUGGAGUCCUUCUCGACGCAGGAGAUGCCCUUCAGAUCCAGUGCUACCAGUGUGAGGAGGUGAAGCACAAUGACUGCUCCACACCGGAGUACAUCGUCAACUGCACCGUCAACGUACAGGACAUGUGCCAGAAGGAGGUGCUGGUCAAGCCCGACGGGAUACACUACCGCAAGUCCUGUGCCUCCUCCGGGGCUUGCCUCAUAGCCUCCUCCGGCUACCAGCAGUUCUGCACAGGGAGGCUCAACUCGGUGUGCAUCACCUGCUGCAACACCCCGCUCUGCAACGGGCCCAAGAGGAAGCGUCCCGUCCCGUCGGCGGGGACGUCCAGUCAGCAGAUGGACCGG
Molecule: messenger RNA, 372 nt
Organism: Myripristis murdjan (pinecone soldierfish)
Lineage: Eukaryota; Metazoa; Chordata; Actinopteri; Holocentriformes; Holocentridae
Product: ly6/PLAUR domain-containing protein 1-like
Exons: 3
Biological process (GO): acetylcholine receptor signaling pathway
Molecular function (GO): acetylcholine receptor inhibitor activity
Source: RefSeq, a predicted model, not a curated record